Molecule: messenger RNA, 2923 nt
Organism: Misgurnus anguillicaudatus (oriental weatherfish)
Lineage: Eukaryota; Metazoa; Chordata; Actinopteri; Cypriniformes; Cobitidae
Product: E3 ubiquitin-protein ligase TRIM39
Molecular function (GO): zinc ion binding; protein binding
Source: RefSeq, a predicted model, not a curated record
AAUAAAUCGUAUUUUAAGGGUAUAAACAUGUAUGUCGAUAUUAUAAUGAUUAAUGUAUUGUGAUUAAUUUUUUAUUACGAUUAUAUUCAUUAUUGGGCUUUAUAAAUGUGCUGCUGUUAUGUUAAAGAGUUGAUUAUUAAAGCUGUAUGUGUUGAUGCAAUGUCACCUCCUACUGGCUGUAAACAUCACAAACGUCAACAUUUCUGUGUUUUAUAUUUAAAGCUCUGAAAGUAAUAAUCUCUCGGCUUCGCCCAGAAAUGCCUCAUAUUAAAAAACUGUCUUUACAUGACGAUAUAUAUGACUGAUUGUGAACAAUAAUAUUGAUAAAUAGUUGGACAAUACUUACUGGGAAAUGUUACACGCACAAAUCAAAAUACAUAUAAGUAAAGCCUUAAUUUUGUGCAUUUCAUAAUGAUUUAGUUUUUUAUACUUAUAAGCCCUUAAAAUUGUGCAAAACUAAAAUGGCAUUAAAUAUUUCUCCAUUAUAAAAAUCAAAAGCCCUAGCACUCGAAAUGUGUUUUUUCAUACUUUUAUAUCAGAUUUAUUCUGCUUUGCUUGAUGUAUAACCCUGUUCCUUAAUGUAAAUGUGUUUAAUUAUAUAUUUAUAUUUUGGUGCCAUGUUGUUUGUACAUGAUGGCAGGCCGUUUCUCAAACGGAAGUCCGCAUCCUCGAAGGACACAGCCUGCAUACGUCAUCAAGCCUGAUUUAUUUUAGUUAUCUGAGCAUUUCAUUCGCAGUUUCGCACGUCAAAAGCAUAUUACAACAAUUUACGAAACUUAGUGUAAUAGUAAAACUUUAUAAUUAUUAAUAUUCUGAAAUAAGACCGUCUUUAUGACGUAUGCAGCCUGGAAAUGCGACCUACGAACGAUGCAGCCUUCGGCUUGAGAAACAGCCGAUAAGUGUUGAAUAGAGACGUUCAGUGUGGAUGCGGAAUUUAAGAAUAUGGACCAAUCAGGUAGCAGCCACUCCAGCGAAUCAACCAAUCAGGAGCAAGAUUUUGAUUUUUUUUUAAUGGCUCUAGGUUUGGUUUAAACAAUUGAGCAUAGAAACUUAUAAUGUACAACGCCUUUAGGAAGAUAAUUUAGAACAUUGAGGGAAGUAUAGAGUAAUUAUAACAUUUAUUAAAGAAAUACGACUAUACGCGAUAAUUUUGUUUCUUGCAUAUCUGUGCUCGUCACUUCAGUUCAGUAGGUGGCGGUAGUGCACCGGAAGUUGGUUUGCCAGCCGUCAUUAAACAAAAGAAGAAGUUGUUUUGAUUAGGGAGCGUUUAUGUUAUUCUGCAGUCUUUUGAUGUUGUUAAUGUUUAUCUGCGAUUUGUUUGAUUUAUAAAUGUACUAAACUGAAAAUGAAACUUUGAACGAUAUUGAUGUGAAGCUUAUAAAUGACGUCUAAAUCUUUUUCUGAGGAGGAUUUUUCUUGUCCUGUGUGCUGUGAAAUUUUUACAAAUCCUGUUCUGCUGUCUUGUAGUCACAGUAUCUGUAAAGACUGUAUUCAGAGAUUCUGGGAAAGUAAAGGAUUUCAAGAAUGUCCAGUUUGCAGAAAACGAUCUUUAAGGGAUGAACCUCCAAUAAAUUUAGCUUUGAAGAAUUUGUGUGAGACUUUCUUACAGGAGAGAAGUCAGAGAUCUUCAUCAGUUUGUCAUCUUCACAAUUGCUGUUCUGUCAAUGAAGCUGUUAUUAAUAAAAAGGAGAAACUCAAAGUUGAAUUAAAACCCUUACAGGAGGAACUGAGAAUAUUUGAGAAGAAUAAACAGAAUUUGCAUGAAACUGCAGAACAUAUGAAGAUUCAGGCUGAACGCACAGAGAAGCAGAUUCAUGAAGAGUUUGAGAAACUUCACCAACUUCUACAUGAUGAAGAAUCAGUCAGAAUAACAGCACUGAGAGAGGAAGAGGAGCAGAAGAGUCAGAUGAUGAAGGAGAAGAUUGAGAAGAUGAGCAGUGAGAUUUCAUCUCUUUCACACACAAUCAGAGUCAUAGAGAAGCAGAUGACAGCUGAAGAUGUUUCAUUCCUACAGGACUUUAAGAGCACAAUGGAGAGAGUUCAGUGUAGAACGUCAGAUCCAGAGGACAUCUCAGGAAUGAUGAUCAAUGUAGCAAAACAUCUCCGCAACCUGAAGUUUACUGUCAUACACAAGAUGAAGGAGAAAGUUGAAUACAUUCCAGUGACUUUGGACCCAAACACUGCUCACUGUAAACUCUUUCUGUCUGAUGAUCUGACCAGUGUGAGACGCAAUAAAGAUGCAGCGCUGCUUCCUGAUUAUCCAGAGAGAUUUGAUUCGUCUGUAUGUGUUUUGGGUUCAGAGAGCUUUAAUUCAGGGAUUCACUGCUGGGAUGUUCAGGUUGGAGACAACCCAAGCUGGCGUCUGGGUGUGAUGACAGAUUCUGCAGAGAAGAAGAAGAGCAUAUCAACCAGCAGUGGAGUCUGGUAUGUGAGUUAUUACUCAGGUAAAUACUCUGCAGUCAUUACACCAGAAUUAGGUCGUCAUCUAUCAGUGAAAGUGAAACUGGAGAGAAUCAGAGUUGAGUUGGAUUAUGAGAGAGGAAAACUGUCAUUCUCUGAUCCUCUCACUAACACACACAUACACACUUUCACACACACAUUUACUGAAAGAGUUUAUCCAUGGUUCUGGGUUGGCUGUUAUAUUUCUCCUCUGGUGAUCUUACCGGUAAAAUCCUCUUAAAAACUCUGAAUCAGGGAUUUAAUUUGAGAUUUUGUUUAUAAAACAGUUUGAGGUUGUUUGGUGAUAAAGUUCAUUAAGUUGUUGUUUUUGUUGACUGUAUUGAUUGUGUUAUAAUUGAUAUCGUUAAUUGACGCUGCUGAUAUUGAAUGCAGUCGUGUUUAAAGAAACACAUGGAGUUACACAGACUGAUAUAAAAACACUGUAUUAUCAUUAUACAAAUAAACAUGAUGUGAGAUAUCUCAA